Owenia fusiformis is the source of this 1698-nucleotide messenger RNA. The record is from the annotation of a GenBank genome assembly. NCBI's taxonomy places the organism in Eukaryota, Metazoa, Annelida, Polychaeta, Sabellida, Oweniidae.
UUCUAUUUUGUGAGAUAUCGCGAGACAAGGAAGGUGAUAAGCCAGGGGAUACUCAAUCGAGAAAGAAAAUUUUACAAAUGGGAGAUUAAUCUAUAGAGGACGCAGAAAGGAGAAACGUUAACUGCAAAACUGGACUUGAUAGAUAUUUUGAUAUUUACAGGCUAAACUCUAUGUGCGUUUGAUGUCUUAGGCUUCGAUCUGUGACAAUCACACGUAUAUAACAUUGGAAAGGACACAUCUAUCUACCAAAAUACGAUUAUGAGAAAUAGAAAACGUGCAUUGUAUCAAGACCUUUUCCCGUUUUUACCAGAACAGUUUGUCAGUUGCACUGUUGAUGGGUCCGUUGAUAUUGAUUUCCCAACAGAUGCUGAGCUAGAAGAGGCUUACCAGUUGAUCAAUGAUGCGAUUGAUGAAGAAAUUGGCUUUGGCGCUGAUGAAUACCCAACACUAGAGUAUUUCGUGGACGUGAUGCGUCACGAUUCAAUAUUACCGUUUGUGUUAAAGGAACGAUCAUCCAAGAAAGUUGUUGGAUUCUUCUUUACAGCCCCUACUAGGUUUCACAGGGGAGUAAACCCUAUAUAUUGUGAUAUGAAUAUUGUAUUGCAUCCAUCAUACAGGACGUUUGGGUACUUGAAUGAUUUCCUGAACUCUGUUGUAUGGAGGUAUGCUGAGACAUUGGGUUAUGAGGGGUUCAUUGGAGAGCACCUUACUAACGAUUGGAAGGGCCUGAAGAGUUUGGUCAAACGACAGGGCUAUGAGUUAUUAGGGAGACUGCCUUGUGUGACCAAGUUGAAGCACUCUGGCUACGUUGAUAGUUUUAUUGUCAUGAAAAGGUUUAACAAAGAUGCACAGUUGUGUUCGCAAACAGAGAUCCGACCAAAGCUCGUGGUUCCAACUCCAGAUAUAACUAAAAUCAAAGUGAACAGUCAACCAAAGAAGGCAACAAAACGGAGAUGUACCCUUUUAGAUGGACGUGAAAUAGUUGUCGAUUAUGCGAAAGAAGACGAACUGAAAACAAUAUACGAUUUCUUUGUAAAAGCUCAAAAAGAGGGAGAUGGGUACGCCGUUGAUGAGUAUCCAACGUACAAUCAUUUCGUUUUUAAGUUCAGGAAAAGCCACGUGUUCACUAUGAAGGUAGCUGAUGGGAGAAUUGUCGGGAUGAUGUCUGUUAUCCCAAGCCGAUUCAGUAGAAGUGCCGAACCAACGAUCGCCGCCGGACCAAUGUACGUAACCCAUGAAAUCAGGGGAAAGGGCGAUUUCCCAAAGUUUUUAUUGAUUCAAGCUCUUCUUGGAAUAGAAUGUGGUUACACUGGUUCAGUUGGAGAUACAUUUGUGACAAAUAAAAGGGUGGUUCGGACAUCAGGAGGCAAUGACGGUUCCAACAUCAUAGCCACAAUUCCAAGAUCAGCGUAUGCUGCUGGACAAGGCUGGGUGGAUUCGCAUGUCAUGGGUGGUAAAUUCUUAGAUUUUGGAUUUGCUGCAGAUGUAGAGAAUUUAGCUGCGAAUAUGCCAAUUUCUAAACUUUGAACUGUCAUGGUCAGGACAACAUAAACCUUAAACAUAAAUCUUUUUCGUGAGUUCUAUGCUGGCAAUGUUGUCAAUCAAUCGGACAAAUGUAUGAUGUUGCUUUAUUACCUUAAGUACACAUCAUAUGUUUGUCUGAUCAUAAGCUCGAAUAGUUGUGUUUCAAAUAUUAAU